CCCCCCCCUCACAAACACACACACACCCUCCCUCCCUUUUCGACAUUGACUAACACUCGCCUAAUGAAUAUUGUUAACAAUAUUUGUCUAAAUCCAUUGCUGUAUCGAUAACGCACCUAUAUGUGCGUUUUUAUGGUAGUAUUUCAAGUUUCCCUUGUCAUCUGAAAUUUAACCUCGAUCUUUGAUUUUAUCGAUGUUUACCGCCAACCUGACACUUGUAAGUGCGCGCGGCGCCGGGGCCCCCUCUCUUUUGCCAUUAAAGACGUGACCUCUCGCGCUACAGCACGUCAACUCAGCCGAUAAAACAAUCAGCCCGUGACAGGUUCAAGUAGGAGUCUGUUUAUUCAUGCCCCGCAGUGAAUAGAACUGUUAGCACUAGUCAUAAUAAAUGUCCUGAAGUUUUACAUUAACGUUCGCGUAUUACGGCCUAUAUAGCCAUUCCCCCCUGCAAAUAUUACACGACCGCGAUAUUUUGAUCUGCACUUGUCACUUUUUUAAAUCGUCCUGACUUGAGACGAUGGAAGGAUUUAAUUAACGGUUCGAGUAGUCCGAUGAUUAAAAACGAUGUUCUAUUUGAAAAUUGUAUAUAAUUUGUUUAUAUAAUAGUUUGUUAGAUGUCAACAACCUUGUAUCAUUUUCUUGAUAUUUCCUUCAAAUACGAUGACGAAUAAGUUAUUCAUUUAUGCUUUAGUCAUAUAAUCAUUAACGCCGACAAAGGUUCUAAUGCCACACACUCGACAGGUUAACAUUUACAUACAAAUUACGCAAAGUCGGUAUUGUUUUCUCGUCAGUAGAGAGAGACGGUGUAUAAAUGAACUUUGUUGAAAUGUAGCCCAGCACAGCACCGAUGAACAGUGAUUACAGCAUUCAAGUCGUACUUGGAACUCGAGCGUUAAAAGAUGAACGCGUGUUUGAUCAGACGGGACUUGGUGAAACCAGCCGCUAUUCACGCGUCUAAAUCGAGGAACAAUUAGCCACGUCCGGCUCUAAAUCUAGCGAUAGAAUGCUUUACUGAUUUGCACGAUAUGACGAACGAGAGACAUUUCCAUGGACAACCUCAAAUUGACUAUUUCUAUAGGCCAACGGAGAAGAAAUUAGAGAUGUACGAAGGUCAGAUAACAUCUACGACAACGGGCAUGGAGUCACAACAAAAGAACAACUUAGCGGCGGAGCUUCCUCUGGAUCCCGUUAUGAAAGUGCUCGAUUCCUUGCGGAUAGAACCUCGAGCCACUCGUCACGCUUUGAAUACUAACGGAGUAUUGGCUACCCAUGAUUUAACCGCUUUAAGAGGGAGUAGAGAUGGUUAUUCUCUGCGCUUUGAUGCCUCGUCAUCCCAUUCUAGGACAGGAAAUGAUCUUCCCGUAGUCAAGAGCUAUCUAAAUUCUGCUACGGAUGACUCGACGGAUGCAGAAUCGACACAAUCUUCGGAAUUAUCAUCUGAGAUUCGCUCGCUAAAUACGACUUCUACAGAGUCCGAGAAUCGACCCAUUAAACAGCAGAUAGUCAAAGCGAGUCGAGACAGCCGGUCCACCAAGUUUAAUACUAUCACUGUCCGUACUUCUAAUGGCUUUAUCAUCGAUUUAGACGUUGAAGUUACUAGAACUGUGGUAAUGCUUAUGAAAAUAAUACUAUGGCUUAGGCAGAGAUAUCUGGGUGGAAAGUCUUUAUGCUAUAGACAAGCUAAGCUUAGCCCAGGCGCGAUAGUACCUUUCCCAGACAGCUCGAGCGACGAGAGCUUCUCUUCACAAGACACCAUCAUACUCAAUACAAAACCUAAGCGCAAGCGCAUUUCAUUUAGUCCCAACACCCUUCUCAUAUCUGCUGUAACAGACAAAUCAUUUUCUGAGGCUCAAGAAAUUUUGGCGAAUAAUGAUAUUGAUGUAAACCAACAGACACCGAGCGGGCAAUCGUUACUACACAUAGCAGCGGGAAACGCUGAUUUAAAGUGCACGCGAUUGCUACUGGAGUACGGAGCUGAUGCGAAUAUAAUGGACCAAGACGGAUGGGGCCCGCUACAUUCUGCCAUACGCAGAGGUAACUGGAAAUGCGCGAUUUUACUCAUUGAGUCAGGAGCUGACUUCGCGGAAUAUUCACAACGUCGAAUACGAGAAUACAAGGAUGUGUUACAGAAGUCCAAAUCAUGUUAUAAGUCAAUGGAAAUUUUUGUUUAAAUUUAAAAGCCAAUUUGAAUGUUAUAUGAAUUAUUAGAUGUCUAGAGAUAUUUAAAUUCUUAAAUCCACAUUUAUAUAGCAAUAUUGUAUAUGUAUGUAUGACGUAACUUUCACACCACCCGCUGACAUAUUUAUAACACAAUUGUAUAAACAUUCACACAUUAAGAGAUUUGGAUAAAAGAUAGCGACCGUUUGA
Molecule: messenger RNA, 2367 nt
Organism: Nematostella vectensis (starlet sea anemone)
Lineage: Eukaryota; Metazoa; Cnidaria; Anthozoa; Actiniaria; Edwardsiidae
Product: probable serine/threonine-protein kinase DDB_G0278535
Exons: 1
Coding region: 1026-2171 (381 amino acids)
Molecular function (GO): protein binding
Source: RefSeq, a predicted model, not a curated record